This is a messenger RNA of Neurospora hispaniola, 2344 nucleotides long. RefSeq names its product cyclin-like protein. Gene Ontology annotation, molecular function: cyclin-dependent protein serine/threonine kinase regulator activity. The transcript is spliced from 4 exons. The coding region runs from base 102 to 2060 and encodes 652 amino acids. Gene Ontology annotation, biological process: regulation of cyclin-dependent protein serine/threonine kinase activity; mitotic cell cycle phase transition. The record is from RefSeq and is a predicted model, not a curated record. NCBI's taxonomy places the organism in Eukaryota, Fungi, Ascomycota, Sordariomycetes, Sordariales, Sordariaceae. Gene Ontology annotation, cellular component: cytoplasm; nucleus; spindle pole body.
GGUCACCCAGCCUUUACCUUAAUACUACCAACUCGCAAGGUUCCCGCAGGCAUCCAUUCAGCAAAACAUCAUCCCGUAUCUCUUUGGUAAUUUCCCUAAAGAUGGACGCAAAGCCCCAGCGUCAUCUGUGGGCUCCUCCCGUUCGAUACGGCGACGAGAACAUCCCACCUGCCGAUCCGAUUCACCAAAGUAAGAGGUCGGACAGCAAGAUCAAGGCAAUGAUGGCGGUUAACGGCACCUUGAACGCACCACCCAAGAGGGCUGCCUGCUUCGACAAGAGCAACACCUCGAAGCCACUAGCCGACGGCGGGAACAAGGACUCGUUGAAGAACAGGGUGAAACCGAUGGUCACAACCAGCAGCACUCGAGACCUACGGUCGGAUGGCAGGGAGAAUAACCGCUCGGCAGUGGAGGAGCAUUAUGUGCGGCCAACGGCGACCUCGAAGGCAGCAUCACACGGCCAAAAGUAUUCCUCGACGGCUCCCCUAUCAUCCCAUGCCGCCAGCGGGGCAUACGGUGGCAUUCGCUCACACAAUACCAUCGCCAAACUCUCCGCACCGGUCAAGAAAACGACCAACGUAUACCGCGACAACAAAGUCAAGGAGGAGAGCACAUCUCAUGCGCCCACUUCCUCGUCAGUUGAUGAUCUUGUUGCGAUGGUCGACAAGCAUAUCAAGGACCCACGCCACUACAAGAGUCAACCGCAACUCAAGUCGGACCAGCAGCAUACCCUACACCGGAAUCAGAGCAAAUAUGUGCCCGAUUACGAGAACCCGAAUGACGUGGAUGAUCCCGACGAUUUAAAUGCCGAUUACGCCGAGUCUUACGAGGACGCGGUCGAGCAAUUAUCCAGAGAUCUCGAUAUUCCUGCGAACACCGAUCCUGCAGCUAUCGCCCACGCAAAUCACAUGUCAAUCGCCCAAGCCAGCUAUGACUCGAUGCCUCAAGGCGCACCACUCGCGCCCUCGAAACCAGUCAGGGCCCUUCCACUGCCCCCCAACGUCUCUGAUCCCGAAGAGUAUUCUGAAGACGACGACGAUCAGGACCUCUACGACGACCAAGGAUAUACCACCGCCCAUUCUUAUCGAUCUCAUUGCGACAAUACCACAGGAGGACCUACCACAUUAGUCGCGCCCAAAACAACCGCGGACAUCCAGAAGGAACUUGACAUUGCGAAGGCAUGGGUUUUGGAGCAUCAAACGGAGGAAGAGGUUGAGGAGGAGAAUUGGGAUGUGAGCAUGGUAGCUGAGUACGGCGACGAGAUCUUUGAGUACUUGCGCGAGCUUGAGGAACGGAUGCUUCCAAAUCCUCACUACAUGGACAUCCAAACCGAGAUCCGGUGGUCCAUGCGAUCCGUCCUCAUGGACUGGCUGGUCCAGGUUCACCAUCGCUUCAGUCUUCUCCCGGAGACCCUUUUUCUCACCGUGAACUACAUCGACCGCUUUCUUUCAGUUAAGGUUGUUUCGCUGGGCAAGCUUCAACUGGUUGGCGCGACUGCCAUUUUCGUCGCAGCCAAGUACGAGGAGAUCAACUGCCCUUCCAUUCAGGAACUUGUGUACAUGGUGGAUCAGGGAUACUCUGUUGAGGAGAUUCUAAAGGCAGAGAAGUUCAUGCUCACCAUGCUGAACUUCGAACUUGGUUGGCCAGGCCCGAUGAGCUUCCUUCGGCGCAUUAGCAAAGCCGAUGACUACGAUUUGGAAACUCGGACUCUUGCAAAGUACUUGCUCGAAGUGACUAUCAUGGAUGAGCGGUUUGUGGGCUGCCCUGCGAGUUAUCUUGCUGCCGGUGCCCAUUGCCUCUCCCGCUUUUUCCUGCAAAGAGGGCCAUGGACACAUGCCCAUGUUCAUUUUUCCGGCUAUACGCUGGCUCAAUUGAGGCCACUCAUCAUUAGCAUCCUCGACUGCUGCCAGGAACCACGCAAACAUCACGGCGCGGUAUACGACAAGUACUCUCAUCAGAGGUUCAAGUCCGCGUCUACUUUCGUGGAAGGCAAAAUUGCGAAAGGUUUCGUGUUGCCGCUUCGAGCGAACGCUUCUAUCAGCGACAGUGCGCAAUCAUAGACCCAACCAUGCCCUCCACCCGUUUGCCCUAGCAUGCAUCUUGGUCAAUAAGAACAUGCUGGCGUAAGGGCGAAUUACCAACUGCAUUGUUAGGAAGAGACCGCAACGAUAGCGGCUCUUUCCUCUUAAUAUGUCCACUAAAGGAGAUGUACAACCAGUUAUGGCGUUGCUUUCAUCAACGACGGCAGCACCUGUUUCGUACCUCCGGGCCCGCGGAUAGCAUAUUCUCCUUUCGGACAUCCGAUACUACGUAUUCUAGACUCUUUCGGUACUGUCUGAUCUAA